This is a messenger RNA of Pseudogymnoascus verrucosus, 2676 nucleotides long. RefSeq lists its product as uncharacterized. Bases 185 to 2326 code for a protein of 713 amino acids. Gene Ontology annotation, biological process: regulation of DNA-templated transcription; DNA-templated transcription. The record is from RefSeq and is a predicted model, not a curated record. NCBI's taxonomy places the organism in Eukaryota, Fungi, Ascomycota, Leotiomycetes, Thelebolales, Thelebolaceae. The transcript is spliced from 3 exons. Gene Ontology annotation, molecular function: DNA binding; DNA-binding transcription factor activity, RNA polymerase II-specific; zinc ion binding.
CCAGCCUUGCACCACACCUACAGCGACGACAACGACGAGAACGACCGGAACGACUGCAACGGCGACAACGAGCCAUACACAUCACCAGUAUCGUCACCGUCACGACAGCAAGCGCACCGCGAAACCCACGCAAUCUUGGCCUCACUCAACCUUGACGGCGCCAACGGUGCCACCAACCCCAGUCAUGACCGAACUCGACUGGAUGCACUUUACUGCACCUCAGACUCGGCGCAAACGUGCAGAGCUAGUCUGUAUUGCCUGUCAUUCCAAGAAGACCAAAUGUGAUCUCCAAAAUAGGACAAACCUUGGUCACCAAAACUGUACGACUUGUAGCACUCAAAAUCGAGAAUGUUGUGUUCGUCCAACUAGGCGCGAAAAGCGCCAAAAGGUGCCGGCCCGAAUCACAGAACCUUCACCUACUUCCAACGUCAUGCAGACACCCGAGAGUAUCCGACACGGUCACUCUAUAUCCCAGCAAGUUGAAACUUCAACUCAUAUCUCCAACCCCGAAAUGGGAGCGCCAAAUGGCCCCUCCCCUACAGCAAUCAGCAAUUCCGCAGCCAAACGAUUUCAAGACUCAGUCCACCAACAACAGAACCAAGAUCUACCAGGUCUCUCAGAUGAUUUCCACCAACAGCGGAACGAUUCACUAGGUCAUCAAGCCAACUUCCCAGCUGCCCCUCAGUCUCAAGCAAGCAACGAGCAUACGGAGACUGGGGAGGCACACACGGGUGAUGUAGACACCGGAUUUCUACAAAUAUAUGAUCUUGAGCAUCGACGGUUAGCUGAGAGUCACGCUCUUGUUUCAAUAUUAGAACAAAAGGAAGUCGCAGAGCCUCUGCAGCUGGAUCUCCAGCAAAGCUUCAUCGAAACUUACUUUGAAUAUUGCUAUCCCUUUUGUCCCAUAUUAUGCCGAGAAACUCUCCAGAACGACCUAACUCGGUCUCCUCUGCUCGCAAAUGCACUUGCUGCUGCCGCGAGUAAUAUUCAACCUCCAUUAAUUCCGCACGAGGGUUCCGCUGCAUACUACAAGACGGCUCGAUCGCUGUUCUAUAAUGAUGAGGAGGCCGACGGCAUGACUUCUUUGAAAGCUAUAGCAUUAUUCUAUUGGUGGGCUCCUAUCGGGACGACGAUAGUUCAUAGGCAUUCGUCGUGGUGGUGGACGUCGGUUCUCAUACGACAUGCUCAACAGAUGAAUUUUCAUCGCGAACGUAGUCUUGAUCUCUAUCGGGGGGAUAAUCUAGACUUUAGUCUGCGUCGCAGGAUCUGGUGGACUGCUUUUGCUCGAGAGCGCCUAACGGCAUUAUGCCAAAGUAAGCCCUGCAUCAUAGAUCCAGACGACUGCAACAUUUCAGAGCCAACACUUGCCGACUUUCCAAGCAACCCACAGGACCAGGCUAAGGGCGAGAUCUUUAUAUAUUGGGUCCGUCUAUGUGCCAUCAUUGGUCGUGUAGCCAAGGUUCUCUUACGCUCUGCCGCCGAUGAGUCGGCGCCAUCACCCCCUUUCCCAUUUCAUCUACGGCAGGAGCUUAUCGAAUGGGUUCAUUCUCUCCCUCCCCACCUCCAGCUUCCCAUAAGCUCAGCGCGCACAGAGAACUUCAAUCGGAACGUGCAUCAAUUGCACCUCCCAUAUCUCACAGUGAUUACCAUUCUACAUCUCAAGCGAUCAGCUCAUUCUUUACCACAAGCUCUACCGCCGGCAAUUAUGGCGGCAUCUUGCAUCGCACGCAUACUUCGGGAUAUAUUAUCGCGAGGCAGUGCACGAUUUCUCAUGGCUAUUACGUGCUGGUACAGUGGAACGGCAUUUAUUGCUCUACUGCAAGCAUGCCAUGUCGAUCACCUCUCCCGGGACGCUAAUAGAGAUCUAGACACUCUUGUGCAAACCGUCAAGCAGCUCCAAACAAUGUGGGCAUCAGCAAACGUCCUUGUUGAUGGUUUCGAUCGCCUCAGGAACCAGAGCAGCACCACUACUACCUCGGCCACUGCCGUUUAUAAACCGAGGAUGACAACGAAUGACCAUCCUCUCUCACCCGACAAUGAUCUCGGCACCCCCAGCGCGCCAAGAAUAUUAUCAGCACAGGUUGAUCAACAAGGCAUGGGUAUGCCAGACGACGAUGAUUUUGACUGGAUGGCAUUCUUUCCAUUCGUGACGAGCGCAACCAACGGAAUAGCGGAGAAGCUCCUCUCGGAACGAGCCAAUGGAAGUGCCACGAGAGGAUUUCCGUCGCCUAGUAAUGAGUUAUUUCACGAGAACAUCAUGAUGCAGUAUCAGGAUCUUUUUGACCCGUUCUUGCAAAAUUACUCGUGGGCUCCUGGACCUGAGUGAUCUUCUAAAAGAUUGCAUAUGACCCAUGCGAAGCGAGAGGAACGAUGAGUAUUGUACUGAUAAUUGUAGCAAUUGGGUGUUAUGGUUAUAUACACAGGUGUUAUAGGCCUUGACUAUAGGUCUUUUGCAAAGUCUCUAGACAGAUGCCAAGGAAUUACGAGCAGACGCUCAUCAUAUAUAUGGCGAUGCCCACUUCAACGAUGCUUUUUAUAAUGAAUCGCGAGCUGAAGUAUUUGGCGAAUGGGUUGAUAUUAUAAUUCAAUAGCUUCUAAAAUAAAGCUUAACUACCAAUUGCCCUUUAACUCAUACUAAAUUAUUGAUUAUUGAAAAUACUCAAAACCAGCCUCCUA